UAUAAAGGCGGGUCCUUUCCUGGCGCUGCACGCUUGUAAAACAAUGAGGAGCUUUGAGGUGGGACAGUUUUAAAUGCCGUGAGUGUGGCAGGUUCUCAUGUGGUGGUGCUCGGUUACCUCGCUGAAGUUGAUGAAGCGAAAAGCAAAAGGAGCUUCAGCGUUUUAACACUGUUUUAAAGUCCUUCAGCAGGAAACCGGUCGGCGUUUCUACACAUUUCAGUUGGUCUGCGAAAAAUAUACCGUACGAGGCAGCCAGGCAGUCCGAUUGACCGGAUUCAGUAAACGGUCCUGAAGCUAAACUCGACCUCUGAGCUCCUGUCAGUGUGUGAGGGUCUGCUAGCGGCUGCUGACGGACUGUGAGACUUUCAUAAAGCGCCAGUAAGACUUCACGGUUCCUCUCGGGUUGGAGCUCUGCUGGAGCUAGAGCUGAGGGGCAAUGGUGGGAAGACUGAAUCUGCGCAAUGUGUCUGACGACGAUCUGCUGGAUAUGAAUUUUAAAGCGGAGCGCGCUCUGGACAGUCCGGACUCCGGUCUGCCGCCCAGCCCGAGCCCCAGCCCCAACCCCUGGCUCCUGGCGGCGGGCAGCGAGAGGGGCAGCGGGGGCUCAGAGGACGAGGGGAGAGUGCGUAACGCAGAGGUUCCUCCUAAGCAGGUUAAAGGUCUGCACCCGUGCUCCUAUGGAGAGGGAAUUGAACUUGAUCCUCUACCCCUAAAAGAAUUAAGAUACACCUCAUCUGUGCGCUACGACUCGGAGCGGCACUUCAUCCAGGACGUGUCUCUACAGCCCACGGGUUUGGGUCUGGAGCUGUGCAGCCAGACUGUGUUGGCCCUGUCUCAGAGCACCUGGAGGCGAUACAAAACACAGCUGGAGUUCCAGCCCCGUCAACGGGUGCAGCGCUACCAGAGCACCACUAUCGUGUACCCCAAACAUGCCCGGACCCUCUACACCACUCAGCUCAACUAUGAUGGACGGAACCUGGCCAAGCGCUUCCUGUCCAGUGUGGAGUUGGAGGCGUCUGACUGUAGGGCCAAUCAGUAUUGAAGGAAGGCUGGGCUUUUCAGAGAUUCCCUAACAGAGUAUGCCUGUGUUCACCCCUUUAAGGACCAUAUCCCACAGUGAAAUUGCUCAAAUCUGGAUCGAUAUGAGUGGAAUUCCUAAGACUGUCUAUGUUAAUCCUUUUUUAGCAUGAUUGUUUUUAGCUGGGAUUGUUACUGCUCUGCUUUAGAGAUUAGCUUUGGCAAGUGUCUGGAGGUUUGGAUGGUUUGUAAUGUUACUGGUUUACAAAUGGAUCACAUUUUAGAAGUAACAUCUGCAGCCUCCCCAGUGACCCAAACUCUGUGUGAUAUCCUAUUACUCUGGGCUCUUUAAUGCUGCUGCAGAUGUUGGGCUGGUUCUAGUGCAUUUGAGAUGAUGCUCAGUGAUGUUGGUUCAUUACUGACUCGAGGUUUUGAUGCUAGUGUUGUCCCAGUACAGGCACACAGCUGUAUAUGAAAUAGUACAGGGAAGUGACUCAUGAAAGUGAGCUGGUUUAGUUUUUAUGCUGUUAAAAUGGGAAAUAGGUAGGUUUAAGUUUUCCAUAAUGGUCUGUUUCAUUGAUGGAGAAAAGCAAAAUAACUGCAUACAUGCAGAAAUGGUAAUUAAUAUUUUAUAUCGUGUGUGUGCGUGUGUGUGGAUAUCUUGUUUUAUUGUUUAAUUUUUUUAUCCUGCACCUUCUGGUAGAUUUUGUAUGUGCACAUACUUAUUUUACAGGCUUUUUUCAUUCACAUCUUACUCCACAUUCACAAAUCUGUGUGCUCUUUUUGGGGCUGGAAAUUGCUUUGUUAAGAAACAGGGUAGUGUUGGAUUUUUUGCACAGUGCUAACAGGAUAAGAUCUAAUGAAUAUGCAUACCUGAAACACAAGAUCACAGUUUAACACGUUCUCUUUGUAUACUCUGUGUACUACUGUAAGUCUACAUUUGGGCGCAAGUUUUUAUUUUCCAAAUGUUUUAUUUUAAACUUUUCUUUUUUUUUUUUUUGCUGCAAAGUACCUAAAUAUGAAAGAUGGUUCUGAGUGUGAACUGAACUGUAUGUAUGUUUGAACUGAAUGUGUGUAUGUCUGAGUUGCAGCAGUUGUAGACAGUACCGUUAUUUUGAUGUUAUAACUUCACCUGUUCAAAGGCACUUCAGUUUAGUCAUGUCUUAUGAAAAGCACUGCUGCAGUAUAUUUAUUUUAGCCUUUUGUCCUGUGCAAAUGGAUUUAGGAAAAAAGGAAUGUGCAAAACAGAAGUUAACUGCUUUUGAUGGAUCUGAAAUCACACAGCUGUAUUUAUUUCCAUUUCAGACUGAAAUAAACAUGGGCUGUUUCUCUUUUUAUAACAAA
Molecule: messenger RNA, 2361 nt
Organism: Pygocentrus nattereri (red-bellied piranha)
Lineage: Eukaryota; Metazoa; Chordata; Actinopteri; Characiformes; Serrasalmidae
Gene: rflnb
Product: refilin B
Exons: 3
Coding region: 437-1042 (201 amino acids)
Biological process (GO): actin filament bundle organization; negative regulation of chondrocyte development; skeletal system morphogenesis
Cellular component (GO): actin filament bundle
Molecular function (GO): filamin binding
Source: RefSeq, a predicted model, not a curated record